CAACAAAAAGACAAAAGACAAAAAAGAAUUAAUGAACGAAUAUAUAAUUUCUCUUCUUAAUCUGCCUGUCUUUGGUUUUUCCCAUUGACCUAGGAAGUGAAUCUAUAUUGAAUCUAGGAGGUAGAGGGAAAGUCUUUGCUCUCCUACAGGUAAAAGGGAAGGGCAAUGGGCAAUUCACGAGUAAAGAAAUACUCAACAGCAACAAAUAUACCAGCAAGGAAAAAAAUGCGCGUGCGGGUUCCACGAAACUCCACGGUGCAGUUAGCAGAAAAGUAUGAACUAAAGAAAAGUACAAUGGGUUGGUUGGCCCGGUUUUCUGUGGAGACAGUGGGGGAAAAGAGGAUGGUGUAAACGUGCAGAGGAUUCCUGGUGGGCUUUCCCUGCAGAAUCAGCAGAGCUGUCUGAGCCCUCUGGCCUCCACGCCACUGCUCCCAGAGAGGGGCGUGGCCACGCUAGGGGCGGGGUUGCGCAGGCGGCCGUCGCUGUGGGAACGAGAGAGGGGGCGUGGCUGCCCCUGGCUGAGGCAGGGCAUUGGCUGUGGCUGCCGCGGCGGCCAGAGCCCAGCCUGUAAGGGAGGGAGAGGGCGGGGCGCGAGGGCUGCCUGCGGGCGGCUCCAGGCUUCCCCUCCACCUGCCCGCCGGCUCGCGCAGCGGUCCACUGGCGGGGCCGGCGCCGGGCCAGGCCCAUGGCGGCGUCCUCGGCCCUGUCUGCGGCGGCGGCGGCGGCAGCCCUGUCCGGCCUGGCCGUGCGACUGUCGCGCUCGGCCGCGGCGCGCGGCUCCUACAGCGCCUUCUGCAAGGGGCUCACGCGCACACUGCUCACCUUCUUCGACCUGGCCUGGCGGCUGCGCAUGAACUUCCCCUACGUCUACGUCUUGGCCUCGGUGAUGCUCAACGUGCGCCUGCAGGUGCGGAUCGAGUGAGCGCCCGCCGCCACCACCGCCCGGCCACGACAGCAGGGGCGCGGGCAUGAGGGACGGCGGGGCCAGGGGCCACCUAGACGGGCGGGAAGGAAUCGAGACCGCUCGGGCCCCCGGGCCUUAGACCUCCGCGGAGGACACGGCCACCGAGCUCGGACCUGGCCGCGACCCGCCCACCCACGUCGCGGCUGGAGCCGCGGCGCACAGAAAGCCGCGAAACGGGCCCUUUGCAUUGGCCUCGACCUGUUGCCUCCCCUUGGCCGAAGAGGAAAGCAGAAGGAAGACAUUCUUCAGCCGGAAAGUGAAAGACUGGCCCGGACCCAAAAGGACCUGGUGUUACAGGAGGUGACCCGCUCCUUCUCUGGUCUCCUCCAGGGAGGCAAGGUGGGCCCAGAGCUGCCUGGGGAGCAGCCAAGAGAAGGGCCCGACCCAGGAGGAGAGGAAGGGCCUUCCAGGCAGAGACCCUGAGAGCCGGGCUGGCCCAGUGGUCUGGUUCUGGCGAGAGGAAGGAAGGACGGACCUAGGACGCUGUGGGGGAGCUCUGUCCUCCUCAGCCACUGACUGGGGACACUGGGGCUCCCGGAGGGGGGAUUGGCCCUUGUUACACAGAUAAGAAGCAGUGGAGCUGAAUCUGCCUUUGGCCUGCACCCCCACCCCACCCCCGAGUCUUCCGGAAGACCUGGCACUGUGGGAUGGGGGAGGGGAGCCCAGGCUCCCUGGGGACUCGGGGGGAGGGCAUGGGAAGGUGGGAAACUAGCUCUCCUUGGGGUGUGUGGGAGGUCACAGGGAAGACCAGGGGACUGAGCUGAGAGGGGCCCGGGAGAGACGGGUCCCAGAAGCCCCUGGGGCCGAGGGCCUCUCCCACAGAGCUGGGCCUCCCCCCCCUCCCCAGGCUUGACCCAGGGCCGCUCAGGUGAUGAAGACAAGCCUGUCCAUUUGGGGGAUGGGGUGAGGAGGCUGGGGGUGUUGGGUGGCUCCGGAGACAUGAUGUGACCAGGGGGGAAGGCUGAGCCUGGGUGGGAUGGGGCCGAGAGCCACGCGAGACCCCACCUCCCUGUCCCCAGGCUGGCCCACCUGCCCAGGUUUGCCUGGGAGAAUCUCCACUAGCGGGGCACCCGUGGUCCUGGAGGCCCGGCCAUGCUGUUGACUGGCACCCUGGGAGCGGCGCAGAGGGGGAGCCGGGAGAGCCCCUGGUCCUCCCCCCACCCCCCGGUCCCACACGUGUCCCCACACCGGUUGCUCGUGGUCCACGUCCUCAGAAUUCCUGGGACUGAAAACCUCAGCCUGGUCGCCCCAGGGACGGGGUGGCCGAGCCUCACGCCAUCUGCCCUCCUCAGCCACCCAGCUGGAGCCCGGGUCCCGGGUCCCGGGUCCCGGGUCCCGGGUGAAGAUCUCUGCCGGCCUCACUGGGGCCUGAGGCCACCUGUAGCCCCCCACACCCCUCGCAGACUGUCACAGAGCGGGCCCGAUGGCUUCCUGCCUUGUGCCACGUCGCCUGGGAGCCCCUGGUCCUGGUGGCCACUCCUCCACCCCAAGCUCGCCCACCCGGGGCCACUUCUGGGAGCCUGAGGACUGCGUGCGUGGAUCUCUGGGGCAGCCUCCGAGAGACGGUGCCACAGGGCUGCAUGGGAGGCAGCGGAGCGUCUAGAAAGUCGGGCAUCGACUUGAGUAAGACAACUUUCACUUUUCUGUGUGUGCCGAACUCUGCACCGGUCAGCACAGUCUGGUCAGAGCAACGUUCUUGUGUCGUCAAAUCUUGGCGUCUAAGAUACGAAAAAAGCCCCAUGAGUUCAAUAAAAUGAAAAGAA
Molecule: messenger RNA, 2727 nt
Organism: Sus scrofa (pig)
Lineage: Eukaryota; Metazoa; Chordata; Mammalia; Artiodactyla; Suidae
Source: RefSeq, a predicted model, not a curated record